Messenger RNA from Saprolegnia parasitica CBS 223.65, 1252 nucleotides. RefSeq lists its product as hypothetical. The transcript has 2 exons. NCBI's taxonomy places the organism in Eukaryota, Oomycota, Saprolegniomycetes, Saprolegniales, Saprolegniaceae. The record is from RefSeq and is a predicted model, not a curated record. Gene Ontology annotation, molecular function: metal ion binding. The coding region runs from base 32 to 1216 and encodes 394 amino acids.
GGCCCGUCAGUCUCAAAUCGGCCAGACGAGCAUGCUGCGAGGGAAGAGCCAUAGCAUUGCCAGCGGCGUCCGGGAAGAGCCGCGCCGCCAGCCGCCGACGUCACGCACCAAGAGCGUCGUGCUGGUUGACGACCGUAUCUCGGUCGCGUACGACCGGCCGACGCGGUCGUCGGCGGCGCCGCCUGUCAUCCACGAGCGCUCGUCGCUGCUGAGCGCCGCCGAGAAGUCGACCUGCUACCGCUACAUCCAGUCGCGCCAGCAUGCGGCGCUAGACUUUGCCUCCAAGGACGGGUCCGUCGCGCGCGCGCUCGUCAAGAACAAGCUCGGCGUCGACGUCUAUGCGUCGCCAUUGCAUUGGGAGGACGUCCGGGCCACCGUGCGCGUCAACGGGACCGUCAAGGACAUCAUGAAGCUGCUGUGCAGCCCGACCUCGGACGAGUUUCUCGCCAACCAGCGCACCAUCAUGGGCGACCAUGUCGUCGACGCCAAGGUGCUCGACCUCAUUCGCAGCGAGGGCAAUUUCUUCCACUGCGGCCUCAAGUGGAUGGCCGUGAAGGGCAUGAUCGACCACCCGCAGACGUUCGACUUUGUGAGCCUCGACUACACGGAUGUCUCGCGCAUGGACGACGACGCGUGGAUGGGGUACCGGGUCGUCGAGUCCAUUCGCCUCGGCGUCUGCCCGCCCAAGCCAGAGUUUACCCGCGCCUCGGUUCGCUGCGAGGCGUAUCUGGUCAUGGAAACCUCGACGCCGCACGUGGUCGAGGUGACGUACGCAGCACACAUCGACUGGAAAGCACCCGGCACGUCGCGGCCCAAGCUCCAAGCGUUCCACGACCACGUCAUCGACCGGCUCAUCAACAUCCGCACGGCCGCCGAAAACAUGCGCCUCGCCAAGCUCGCCAUCAUUGGCACGGAGAAAUGGGUCCGCGACACGGACCGGACCGAGUGCUCCGUGUGCACGGAUACCUUUCGGCUCAUGCUCCGGCGCCACCACUGCCGCAUGUGCGGCGAAGUCAUUUGCCGCAAGUGCAACACCAAAGUGCACGUCCCGACAGGCCUCAACGACACCAAGACGUGCCGUGUGCGCGUGUGCUUUUACUGCCUCAUGAAGUCGCGCGAAACCGAGACCGACCUCCUUGCACCGCUCAACCCGCGCGAAGCCCGCUUGAACGGCCUCGUCGAAGCCACGUUCUUGUGCCCAGAGAUGGACGACUAGCAGUAGCUUAUUAUAAUAGAUAUACACGCUUGACGC